AAAUUUAGACCCAUUACAAAAAAAACCCAAGAGUCAAAAAAAAUAAAAAGAAAAACGGGAGCAUCGUUCUGCUCUGCAAUCUCUCAAUUUAGGGUUCCGUUUCCGACUCCGACUCAGAGCUUGAACUAGAUUCCGUCUCUCCUCGUGCAGCCUUCAUUUAUGUCCCCUUCAAGGUCACUCCAAAUCGAUCCCGGAUUCGUCUAAUUCCUCCGUCCUUCAAUUGAUCAAUUCGUGUUAUAGGGUUCUUUCUCCAUCAAUUAUGUUCAUAUCUUCUUCUUCCUUUAUGCCUUGCGUCGGAAUUUCCCAAAAUCUCCGUGUCUUUGGCCCUGGUUUGAAUCCGUUUGCUCCUUAUUGCGUUGCUCAUCACUCCAUCACUUCUCGCUAAUUCCCUCUCUCUCUCUCUCUCUCUCUCUUUCUCUCUCUCUUGUGUUUUCAAUAUCUAUCAUGUAAAUCACCCAUUGCCGGUUGUCGUUGUCGUUGGUGUUCUUCUUCCAGGGACUUUGCUUUUCAGAUUCUUCUCCACGAAUUUGUUAUCGUUUGUCAAUUCUGGUGAAAUUCGAGAGUUUUGGAGAAACAUGUAAUUGGGUGUUUUAUCAAUACUGGUGAAAGGGGCGUUUUUUUUUUUUUUUCUUGUUUGUAUUCGGGUUUUGGUUGAGUUUUAGAACCUGGGUAUUGGUGUUUUGGUGAAUAAGCGGGAAAGUAUGCCCCAAGAGCAGCCUUUACGGAGAACCUUGUCCAGAAAACGGUCCAUGAGAUGUGGGGUUGAUACGGAUGAUAGAGGUUGGACUCUGCUUCACAUAGGAGCAAGAAAAGGUGAUCUCAAAG
Molecule: messenger RNA, 825 nt
Organism: Rubroshorea leprosula
Lineage: Eukaryota; Viridiplantae; Streptophyta; Magnoliopsida; Malvales; Dipterocarpaceae
Source: the annotation of a GenBank genome assembly